Molecule: messenger RNA, 684 nt
Organism: Rhodotorula toruloides NP11
Lineage: Eukaryota; Fungi; Basidiomycota; Microbotryomycetes; Sporidiobolales; Sporidiobolaceae
Product: exosome complex component RRP40
Exons: 4
Coding region: 1-684 (227 amino acids)
Biological process (GO): poly(A)-dependent snoRNA 3'-end processing; U4 snRNA 3'-end processing; CUT catabolic process
Cellular component (GO): nuclear exosome (RNase complex); cytoplasmic exosome (RNase complex)
Molecular function (GO): RNA binding
Source: RefSeq, a predicted model, not a curated record
AUGGCUCGCGUAGCGCUCCCAGGCGACCCCCUCCCCUCCGCGCCCUCAUCCUCCUCGACUCUGCACCUGGGACCGGGCUUGUCCACUUCCACAGCACCAGCAUCGCGAGGCGGGAAGGGCAAGGAGCGGGCGGUCGAGCCGGCGGCUACGAGGGCGGGUUUGCUGGGACAUUUGAGCCAGGGCGACAAGGAGAGGUGGUGGAUCGAGGGGACGAUGAAGCGGUACACUCCCAACCCACCCGAGCCCGUACUCGGCAUCAUCGUCGCCCGCCAUGCGGAAGGCUACCGAGUCGACAUCGGUUCUUCGCAGGGCGCUUCGCUUGAUGCGCUAGCCUUCGAGGGCGCCACGAAGCGGAACAAGCCUAAUCUGAAGGUCGGCACCCUCGUCUACGCCCAUCUCCUCUCUACACCACCCUUCUCCGAACCCGAGAUUUCCUGCGUCGACCCUUCGACACAGAAGGCGUCCGGUUUUGGCGAGCUGCAAGGCGGGUUCUUGAUUCGCGGCGUCGAGCUGGGUCGGUGUCGAGCACUCCUCGCCCCGAAGAACCCGGUCCUCUCGAAACUCGGCGCGCGAUUCCCGUUCGAGGUCGCGGUAGGGAUGAACGGACGAGUGUGGGUCAAGGCUGCGCAGGAAGGCGACGAGGAGAAGCUGGUCGAGGUGAUCAGGGAGUUGAAGGGACGGUAG